AACUGAACAACAAGUAUGUUGGGCUCGUUCGUUCUGCUGUGGAUAUGCAUCUGCCUCCUCUUUCUCUUGAAGGUUAAUAGACCCCCAAACUUUCCUCCUGGUCCACAACCCAUUCCAAUAUUUGGGAAUCUGCUGCAUCUGAGCUUGGGGAAUCCUAUGAAAGACCUGGAGAAGUUGGCGAAGCGCUAUGGGAAUGUUUUCAGUCUUUAUAUUGGUGGAAGGCCAGCUGUGAUUCUCAAUGGGCUUGAAUCUAUGAAGGAGGCCCUGGUUACCAGGGCUGCAGAUUUUGCAGGAAGACCCCAAGACCUUAGUAUCAACCAUGUCACAGAAGGAAAGGGUAAUAUUAUCAAAAAUACAUGUCAUUCUUGUGACUAUGGCUCCAGCUGGAAAGAGCAUCGUCGCUUCGCCCUAAUGACCCUGAAAAACUUUGGUCUGGGGAAGCAGUCCAUGGAGGAGAGGAUUCUGGGGGAGAUAUCACACCUCAUUGCACCCUUGGCGAAAACGUUGGGGAAAAUCCAUGAACCCACAGGUCUCUUCCACAAUGCUGCAUCCAAUAUCAUCUGCCUUGUCCUCUUUGGGUCGCGUUAUGAUUAUAACGAUGAGUUUCUUAAGACCUUCGUGAGGCUCUACACUGAGAACGCAAAGAUCGCCAAUGGACCCUGGGCUAUGCUUUACGACACAUUGCCCAUGCUCCGACACCUUCCCUUGCCAUUCCAGAAGGCCUUUCAAAAUGCAAUUUGUUGCAGACAGAUGUCUCUUGGACUCGUCACUCAGCAUAAGGAAACCAGGAUUCCUGGGGCGCCAAGGGACUUCAUUGACUCCUACCUGGAUGAACUAGACAAAAGAGGAGAUGAUGGAUCUUCUUUUUCAGAGGCCCAACUCAUAAUGUACGUCCUGGACUUGCACUUUGCUGGAACAGACACCACCUCCAACACACUGCUCACUGCUUUCCUCUACCUCAUGACCCAUCCAGAGAUUCAGGAGAGGUGUCAGCAGGAAAUUGACCGGGUACUGGAGGGGAAAGAACACGCAUCUUUUGAGGACAGGCACAGGAUGCCUUACACUCAGGCAGUGACCCACGAGAGUCAGCGCAUCGCCAGUACUGUCCCCCUCAGUGUGUUUCAUAGCACCACCAGAGACACUGAGGUGAUGGGCUACAGUAUCCCAAAGGGCACUUUGAUCAUUCCAAACCUUACCUCUGUGCUGUCUGAAGAGGGUCAGUGGAAGUUCCCCCAUGAGUUCAACCCCUUGAACUUCCUGAACGAGCUGGGCGAGUUUGAGAAGCCCGAGGCCUUUAUGCCGUUCUCUGCAGGGCCCCGAAUGUGUCUUGGAGAAGGACUCGCUCGCAUGGAGCUCUUCCUGAUCAUGGUCACUCUGCUGCGACGCUUCAAGUUUGUCUGGCCUGAGGAUGCGGGGGAACCUGACUACACCCCUGUGUUUGGUGUAACCCUGUCCCCCAAACCCUACAGACUGGGUGUUAGACUGAGAGGGAACUAGUUAGGAGGAAGCUAUUCUAGACAGAGAUCAAAUAGAAUUGGUAUAAUAUGUAAUAUUAUAAUUAUUCUACUUAAUUCAACUAUCUAUAUGUAUUUGUGCUUAACACAUUUUUGUUUUUCAUUUGUCACAUUUUGCUUAUUUGAAUAUGUAAUAAAGGACUCAUUACACACACCA
Oncorhynchus kisutch (coho salmon) is the source of this 1671-nucleotide messenger RNA. Its product is annotated as cytochrome P450 2F5. Gene Ontology annotation, biological process: xenobiotic metabolic process. The record is from RefSeq and is a predicted model, not a curated record. Lineage: Eukaryota; Metazoa; Chordata; Actinopteri; Salmoniformes; Salmonidae. Gene Ontology annotation, molecular function: heme binding; iron ion binding; oxidoreductase activity, acting on paired donors, with incorporation or reduction of molecular oxygen, reduced flavin or flavoprotein as one donor, and incorporation of one atom of oxygen. Gene Ontology annotation, cellular component: intracellular membrane-bounded organelle; cytoplasm.